This is a messenger RNA of Prorocentrum cordatum, 7112 nucleotides long. The record is from the annotation of a GenBank genome assembly. NCBI's taxonomy places the organism in Eukaryota, Dinophyceae, Prorocentrales, Prorocentraceae.
GGAGGGCUCCGCAAGCUUCGGUACACAUUUGAUCGGGGUGGACCCUCGUCGUCUUCCGCUCCUCCCUCUCCUGCUCCUCCUCCGCCUCCGCCAAUGUACUCCAUCAUCAUCAUCAUCAUCAUCAUCAUCAUCCCGCCUCCUCCUCGCCCUCCUCCUCGCCCUCCUUCCGGCCCGUGGCCAUGGCCAGCGGUGAGCCGCGCACCGUCUCGUGGAAGGCCGUGCACGAACUGAGGUGGCUGCGGCUGUGCGUGGUGAGCUACGUCGACGGCAACGGCCGGGAGCGCCAGUGGGAGGCGGCCGUGCGCACAACCCGCCAAGAGGCGACGCCGGCUGCGGCCAAGGUGGAUGGCGUUGCCAUUUUGGCGGUGUUGCGCUCGAGGCGGCGGCCGCCGCGGCUGCUGCUCGUGAAGCAGUUCCGCCCGCCCAUGAGCUGCAAGACGAUCGAGUUGCCUGCCGGCAUGGUUGACGAGGGCGAGUCGCCCGUCCAGGCGGCCAUGCGCGAGCUGAAGGAGGAGACCGGCUACACGGCGUCGGCGGCCGACGCGCGCACCUCGGAGCCGGUCUGCUUGAGCCCCGGGAUCACGAACGAGAGCGUCUGCCUGGUGCAGGUGGAGGUGGACGCCGACGCCCCCGAGAACCUGGCGCCGAAGCAGGAGUGCACUUCCGCCGGGCGAAAGAUUUGCGGCAAGGGACGCGAAGGCGUCGCGCGCGCGGUGGAGGCGCUGUACGAGCAGCCCUUGCUGGGAAGGGUGGGCGCGGACUUGGUGAGAGAGGGUAGAGAGCUGGUGACGCAGGGAGUCGUAGGAGCUGCCGCAGGGGGGCGGAGGGACGUGGAGAUGAUUCGCAGCCAGGCCAUGCGGCUCCUGAGCGACGGCCGGGUGCAGAGCGUCGGCCUGGGCGUGGCCCGCGCGGUGCGCGAGGGCGCCCCCCGCGGGACGCCGGGCCUGCAGCGGAGCGUCGGCAGGGGCGGCGUCCUCGGCUGCGCGCUCGGCUGCGUCACUUACGUCUUCAACACAGGCCCAGGCGGCAUCGCGGGCGCUGCGGCGCUGCUGAUGCCCCUGGUGCAGGCUUCCCAGGGGCCAGUGGGAGCCGGCGCCACGCACUUGGCUGCUGGUGCCCCGCCCUUCUCGCCCAGCGUCCCGGUCGGCGCCGCCAGUACGGUACUCUUGCCUCCGUCGCCCGGCUGGGAUCAGCACGGGUAUGAUCAGUGCGGCGGGGAUGAGCCGUACAUCGGGAGCGGCAGCAUGAACAUUUCCAGCACGACGGGAUCUGCAGCGCCGCUGCAAAGCACGCGUGUCGCCAGGACGAUCAGGAGCCUGCGCCAGCGGCGGGUGCAGAUCCGCCAGCUGCGCGAGGAGCUCCUGCCGGAGGCGCUCGCGCGCGGCGGCGAGGCCGUGGAGGCUGGAGCCCCAGCGCUCGAAGUGCUUCGUCUGUCCGCGCUGGGGUGCUGGAUGCGGAAUGAGCAGGUGGGCUGGAGUCGACAUGCUCUCCUGUCGGCCUACCGUCUCGGGAGCCGGUCGAGGCGAGGGGAUAGGCUCCUGGCGCGCGCCGAGACCAGCGCUCGCGACGGCGGCUCCGCGGGAGGAGGCACAGGGUUCGUGCGGAAGCCUGCCCCGUGGUCCAAGGAGAGCGGCCUCACGGAGAAGCAGAUCCGCGAGCUGGUGCAGCAGUGCAUCUCCCAGCACGCGGGCAGCACCAAGGGGCCCCCAUCGCCUACGGCACCAGCGUCAUCAGGAGCGGGCGCCGGUUGCAAGGAGCAGGCGCAGCACGUGCAGGGUAACAUCCAGCAGCGCACGGAGCUCCAGGCGAAGAUCAACUUCCACGAGAAGAGCCUCAAGGAGUGCAAGAUCGUGGAGGCAGAGGGCGGCCCAAUUCACCUCCUGCACCAGCGGGCCCUCGACGUCCUUCGGCAGCAGGCGCGUGAAUUGCGCCCCCCAGGCGCUGCUUACAAGGCCUCGUCCCAGAAGCUCGCGCGGUGCAUGCAGCAGCUGGACCGCUUCACGAGCGACCUGCAGGGCCUGGAGGCGCAGCUGGAGGCUACCCAGCGCAAGAUCCAGGAUAAGCAGGAGGCCACUGCGGCUAAACAGGCUGAGGUGGAGGUCCUGCGCAAGGAGAAUGCGAAGCACGAGCAAACCAUGCAGGCUGCACGUGGUGAGAAGCCCCACCCAGUCAUCAAGGAGGAAGACUUGGUUGGCUUCGACCUCGCCGAGCAGCUCGACGACAAUGGCGCGAAGGAGGCCCUCGAGCAGUUCAAGGCGAGCCCCCACUUCGGCAAGAUCCAGGCGGCCCUCCGCAAGCAGGCGGCGGAGAAGCUGGCUACGGUCAUGGCUGAGGAACCUGGUGUUCAUGCUCUUCAUGCUGAGGGCGGUGGCGCAGGCGCAGCAGACGGACCGCCAGCUCGGGAUGACGAUGACAUGGACGACGAAGACGCCGACGGCGACGCACAGCCUCGAGGAGGCGAUAAGCGCGGAGCCGCCUGGGUGGAGCUGGCCAAGGAUGACGUCGGCGCCCUCUGGCAGCAGCUCCUCAGCAGCGGACAGCAGCCCACGGACUGGACCAAGGAGAAGCUGGACGACGCCUUCACGCAGGUCCAGCACAGCAAGCACCGCAGCGGGCUACUGGCUGCCAGCGCUGGCGCCAAGCAGCUACACGUACCAGCAGCGGUCACCAUCACGCACACCUUCGAGACCUUCAACGCCAACCAGGGAAAGCUAACCCUCCAGAAGCGGCUGAGAAGGUCAACAGCAAUGGUCAUCAUGGCUCAGGAGAUAGGCUACGGCAUCGAUGACUGCGAGAGCCUCUCUUCUUGGGCAACGGCGCGCGGCUGGCAAAGCCUCAUCGUGCCAGGGCUGCCCUCGCGAGGGUACCUCCCCUCCGCAGGCCUGGCAGUCUUCGCCAGGGAGGGGAUCGGGCUGCGCGGGCCCACUUACCCUGGCGAGGCCCCGCCCAGACGUGCAGGCAGCGUCAACGAGACCAUUGCGCACGGCACCGAGCUCGUCCGUGGCAGGGCUCAACACGUCGUCGUGGAGCUGCCGAACUGGCCGCCGCUCAACGUCGUCAACGUGUACCUCCACACAGGGGGGGGCACGAGCAGCCGCAACGCAAGUAUACUCAUGACGGUGGGGCUCGCGCUUGCGGGCCAGGCGCACCCUGGCAUCAUCGGCGGUGGCUGGAACAUGGACGUGCAGGUUGUCAAGAACUCCGGCUUCCCCGUGCACGCGCAGCUGGAGAUGGUCACCCCGAGGCGCGUGACCGGCAGGACAGCGGCGUCGGUGUCAACCAUCGACUACUUCGGGCUGACCACGGGAGCCAUGCGCAUGCUAGCUGCACGCAACGCAGACUUGACCUGGUCGGUAAAGCCGCAUCGACCAGUUCAGCUUCAACUGACAGCGGAGGGCACCAAGCUCAGGUACCUCACCUACGUAGGCGGUGCGAAGAUGCCAGCGCAGAUUGUGCACGGACCUUUCCUCGAGGAGAGCAGCUGGUCCCUGGAGCGCAGCUUCGCUGAGCAGGCGCUGAGCAUGGCCAAGGAGGCGCCUGCUGCAGUCGCCUGGCGUUUCCUCUCGAAGGCUUGGGGCAGAUGGGCGACCAGGGCAGCCUCGAGGCUCGGGCACCUCACUGGUACGGAGACGCGGGCCAGCGCCUACGCGCGUCCGCUCCAAGCCAAGUGGGUCGAGCGUGAGCACCAGGUCCUCACGGAGGAUGAGGUGCAGGCGGUCGCGGAUGGAUGGAAGUGGCUGCAGGACUGCCUGGCGGGCCUCAUCACCGCAAAGGCGAACGCCUGGACACCCGAGGGCCGACAGUUUCUCAGUGUAGACUACUGCGGGCAGAACCUCAGCGCGAGGCUCGACGCAUCAGUUCGGCAUGCUCGGCAGAUUGCGCAGAGGAGUUUCAGCAGUGAGGACAUCAUGACCUUCUCGGAGGAGAUCGACGAGGACGUUAACUUUGCCAUGCAGCUAGCGAACAAGGAAUCUUCGAGGCGCUGGAGAGAAUGGUGUGACGGGGCCUGUGCGGGCGGAGCGGGGAAGCUCCACAAGGUCACUCGCGCGCGAGCAGUUCAGGCCCCCACCACGGUUAACGACUCGGAGAACGGCAUCACAGGGCACCCGCACUUUGUAGUCAAGGAUAUGGAGGAUACGCACGCAGCGCUGUGGAAGGCGGUGAAGGAGAGUGUCAUCCUGCAGGCGGUCGAGGCGGGCAAUGCCUUUUUCAAUGUGGCUAAGAAGCUCGGCGCCCGUAUUAAUGAUAAGCUUGCUGUGGUGGCCAGCUCAAAUGAUAUUGGGAAGGAAGUGGUGCGGCAGCUGCAACUUCCUACUGACAUGAAUCGCAGUCGGGCGACCUACCUGGGCACUGACUUCGCGGGAGCACGGAGGAGGCGAGGGAAGCUCCUCCGCGCCAAGCAGCAGGCACGCCACAAGAUCUACAAGCAGAGGCUGCGCAAGCUGGGGCGAUUCAGACAUCGACUACCAGGACAGCAGACGCAGCGCACGGCCAAGAUAUUCCGAGCUGGAGCUCGACCUGCGGCCACCUUCGGCGUGGAGAUCACGGGCCUCACCGACAGGGAGCUCCACAAGCUGCGAACAGACUUCGACAAGUUCCGCAAACCCUGUCAUGGGGGCGUCUCGGCCUCGGCCAAGGUGGUGCUACUGGGCGACCCCACAGUGGCGAUUGCGAUGGCGCCAGUGCUGCAGUGGUCGCGGAUGGUCUGGAUGGCACGAGACCUAGCGGGCAAGAUUGGCCUUGGUGAGGGCAAGCGUGCCACUUUCGACAUCCUAGCCCCCCUGGUCUCCAUGCGCAGCAAACGGUACACGGCGCACCAGAAGUUCUGCAUCAUGAAUGUAGCGCGCAGUGUACCAGAUGAAGAAUGUCAGGAGCCUGAGCAGAUGGCAGCCUGUUUCCUCAGGGACGACGAUGCUAGUAUGGAGAUCGCUACUGACGGCUCGUGCACCAAGCCGCCCAUCAAGGAAUUCCAGCGAGCAGGAUGGAGCCUCGUCCUGCUGGACCCCCGCUCAGACAUGCCGCUGGCGUCCAUGCACGGAGCAGUACCCGCAUCCUUACCCCAAGAGUCUGCCGUCGGAGAGCAUCUAGCGGCAGCCUUCGUGUCUCAGGUUGCAGACCGACCCUGCACCGUCCACGCCGACUUCAAGGGCGUCAUCCAUCUGGGCAACAAGCAGAAAGAGCUGCAGCUGAAGGCCAGGACCCCCUAUGCGUGCAUCGCCCACUUCGCGCAGUCGCUCGACGGCUUCACGCGCGUGCAGCAGUGCGCCCACGUCAAAGCGCACCGCUCUGGGGACGGGUACGCAGCGCUCUCCGACAGCCAGAGGAGGAUAACGGACGCGAGCAUUGUAGCGGACCGCAGGGCCAAGGAGGCAGCGGCGAUCCACCCCGCCCCCGAGCUGCAGGUAGUCGAGGAGAUGCAGAAGGGCGUAGACAGAAUAAGCCAGUUAGCGAAGCUGAUCGCCCACGUCAUGCCCAUCUUCGACAAGGACGACCAAAUCAGGUGGACCAGGAGGGCACCGACCUGGCGGCGAGCAGCGAGCACAAGGAAGGCAACAUGGCACCAAUGGCAAGAUGGCGAGCUGGGCGCGCAAUGCAUCACCUGCUUACAGUUGCACAUGCCUGGGCAACCGCUCCCCCUCACGGGGUGCCCUGGGACGCCCACUUUCCUGCUGGGCCAUCGGCGCAAACCCAAUGGCCACAAGCUGGUCGCGGUCAACCAGAAGGGCACCUUGGAGAGCGACGGGCAGGACACCUACAGGCCAGUGUUCAUCUGUGUCAAGUGUGGGGCUUGGGCGCUGCAGCGGCGCAAGGCCAAGUUGCGACAGCCCUGCGCAGUCGCCACUACCAAGGGCCUCGAGGUCCUCCACAACCUGAGGCGUGGCUUCGGUCCCUUCAAGAAGCUGAAGAAGUUCAUCGACAGCACCACCCCUCUUCGACGGCUGGAGACGACAAGCGAGGUUCACACCACUUUCACGAAGGUUGACAUCCUCAGUGGCACGGACGGGGCAGUGCCUGAGACCACGCAGUGCGUCAUCUCCUCGGCCGCGGCGGACAGCGUGGAGCACGUCGCGGAGUAUGCUGCUGCUGGGGCUGCUGGCGCGGGGGCGCUGCGCGGCUCGGCGGCGGCUUUCGACGGCUCGGGCGCGCUGGGCGCACAGUACGUGGGCGCGCUGGGCGACGACGAGCACGACACUCAGGAGGUAGCAGCCUCGGAGGCGCUCGGCCUGGAGAAGGACUCCUUCGACGGCUCGGCCGCGCUGGACGUCGCGGUCGAGGGCGCGCUGGGCGACGACGAGCACGACGCCGAGGCUGCAGCUGCUGCGGAGGCGCUCGGCCUAGCGAUGGGCCUCGGCAGCUCGGGCGCGCUGGACGACGGCCUCCUGGGCGCGCUGGGCUUCGGCGCUGAGGCGGCUGAUGCUGGGGAGGCGGGCAGAUCGCUGGCGGUCGUCGACGGCUCGGACGCGCUGGGCGUCGACACCAAGGGCGCGCUGGGCGACGCGGAGCACGACGCGGAGGCUGCAGCUGCGGGGGCGGCGGACUGCCUUUCGGCGGGCGCCGACGGCUCGGACGCGCUGGACGUCGACCCCGUGGGCGCGCUGGACGACACCGCGCACGACGCCGAGGAGGCUGCUGCGGGGGUGGCGAGCGGCUCGGCCGCGGCCGGUGGCGUGUCGGGCGCGCGGGACGGCCACGCCGCGACGGCACUGGGCUCGCUGGGCUUCGCCGAGCGCGUCGCCCGCCUCCUGGCGGCGGCUGGCGCGCGUGGGCAGCAGGCCCCUGGCGCAGCCGCACCCAGCCUGGACGAGCGCGACGGCGCCAUUGCCUCGGCCGAGCUCGAGGGCAGCGGGCGCGGCGCCGAGGCAGCAGCAGCGGGGGGCCCUGGGAUCCUCGGGCCGCACCGAGCGUACGAGGGCAAGGACGUGGGCAAGGUGGCGGCCUCGGCGGCCGCGUGGCCGCGCUGGACGGCGGCCGCCCACGGCGUCGAAGCUGCCGCUGCUGCUGCGUCGCCGCGGGCGGAGCGGGCCAGAGCCGACUCCGAGGAGUCGAGGGAGGGCGCGGUGGCCAGGGCUGCGGCUUUCAAGCAGCUCGUCGCGCUGGCGCAGAGGUCGUGA